UCAGCAUGCAGCCACAUUGUUCACAUACAGCUGCGAGGGCUUCGUGAACAGUGUAGAUUGUAUCCUGACUCUUCCCUCUUCUCCCAUUAUGCUUUCAGCGUGAGAACCACAAGAUAAUUGAGCAGCUGAACCGAGGAACCCAUCACAACUUCGUUCAAACUCCAUGAGGUGUUGAUAUAAAUACCUGCUAUUCUCCCGUCACCCAGGAGAUACUCACCACCUGUCCGGAUAUUGAACGUAUCCGAUAUCAGCCUCUCCUCCAUAUAUAUACUUUAUACUACAUUGUCAUCCAGUGCACCAUUCGCCUGACAUUCUUCGGUUCCCGUUCCUGGCUCAGGCAAACCGACGAACAAACAAGACAAUACGACAGCAGCUCGAUCCCCCACGAUGCCACCCGACAAGAUCAAAGUCUACAACGACCCACGAGUUUCCUUGCACAGCGCACACUUGAACGGCAUCACCUACGGAUACCUAUACAGCCCAGCAUACGCCAGCAGUUCCACCUCUCCCAAUUCCUCUCCCACUACCUCCAACUCAUCCCCAUCCCCAUUCACAUCCACCAAACCAAAACGAGGCACCAUCUUCCUAGUCCACGGCUUCCCCGACCUCAGCAUGGGCUGGCGCUACCAAAUCCCAUACCUAACAUCCCUAGGUCUGGACGUGAUAGCAAUCGACUGCAUCGGGUACGGACGCACCGACAGUCCCCUAUUCCAUCUCCAAUCCUACACAUACCGCCGCGUAGCAGACGACAUAGCCGAACUUGCCCGCCAACUUGGACUUUCAUCUCAAGGAAUCAUCCUAGGCGGCCACGACUGGGGCGGCGCGAUCGUCUACCGCGUGGCCCAGUACUACCCCCAACUAAUCCGGGCUGUAUUCAGCAUCUGCACGCCCUAUUUCCCACCCUCUCCCACAUACGAACCAUUGGCUCUUCUGGUGCGAAAACGACUGCCCAAUUUCGGGUACCAGCUACACUUUGCCUCGGGCGAGAUCGAGGCGAAUGUCCAGUCGAGAGCAGAAAUCCGCCAGUUCCUCAACAACAUGUAUGGGGCGCGGACGCCGGAAGGGACAUUUGCCUUCCACGCCGAAAAGGGAAUCGACUUGGCCGCGCAGGCCCGUGUGGGAAAGAACAAAUUGCUCGAUGACGACGAGAUGGAUUACUAUGUGGCCGAGUAUGCCAGACAUGGCCUCAAUGGGCCUUUGAACUGGUACCGCAAUCGAGAAGAAAACUUCGUCAACGAGUGGCGCGACCUUUUCCACCAUGGCGCAAAGAAUCCCCAAGACGUGCUUCGCGACACCACCAUCCAACAGGAGGUCUUGUUCGUGCUGGCUACCAGGGACCAGGCUCUGAAGCCUUUCAUGGCUGAUAGGAUGGCUGACCGUAUCCCGAAUCUGACGAGGCGCGAGGUCAAUGCUAGCCAUUGGGCACUCUGGGAACGGCCAGACGAGUGUAAUCGUCUCAUUGGCGACUGGCUGAAUGAAAAAGUCUUUGUCAAAGAUAGGGUGGCUAGUAAGCUGUGACGGCAGGCUUAUGGUGGUUGUUCGUAAAAGGUCCAUGUUGGCAAAUGCGCAUGAAUGAAUGACAUACUUGUCGAUAAUACUCAGGCAACACUGUGUCAUGAAGUAUGACUAUAGUAAUCCCAGCGUUCGAUCUAUCAUAUAUGGAAGCUUGGCCAAUCUGGAUACCUGUCUUGUUGGUGACCAAAAAAAAGUAAAAUAUAAGAAUAAAAUCCUAGUUUAUCAACAAACGAGAAAGUGGGAGCUUCUGCGUGGAUGGUUGGGUACAGCCCUUUUCAUCACCUUCCGGGCAUAUUCCCUCUGUAUUGAUUCAUUCAUAAUUGCAUUC
Messenger RNA from Exophiala dermatitidis NIH/UT8656, 1843 nucleotides. RefSeq names its product soluble epoxide hydrolase. The record is from RefSeq and is a predicted model, not a curated record. Gene Ontology annotation, molecular function: hydrolase activity. Bases 388 to 1518 code for a protein of 376 amino acids. The transcript has a single exon. NCBI's taxonomy places the organism in Eukaryota, Fungi, Ascomycota, Eurotiomycetes, Chaetothyriales, Herpotrichiellaceae.